This is a messenger RNA of Aureobasidium uvarum, 927 nucleotides long. NCBI's taxonomy places the organism in Eukaryota, Fungi, Ascomycota, Dothideomycetes, Dothideales, Saccotheciaceae. The record is from the annotation of a GenBank genome assembly.
AUGGUCGGUAGCAAUGGUGUCAAGGGGACCAAGGGCAUACAGCCCGCCUGCUACUCGCGCACCAUUGAGGUGGCCAACACGGUCAUCUUCCAGGGCGCUGCUGGCAUCGCCCACAUUUGCGCCCUGCUCAUGACUGUCAUUAUGAUUGUCCACGUUCGCAGCAAGUUUACUGCUGUCGGUCGCAAGGAAAUCAUCAGUUUCUUCUGGGGCUACUUCUUGCUCACCAUCGUCUCGCUCCUCGUCGACUGCGGCGUCGUUCCUCCCGGCUCUGGCGCAUAUCCCUGGUUCGUCGCUGUACAAUGCGGUCUCUCUUCUGCCACCUGCGUCUCUCUUAUGAUUGCUGGAUUCGUCGGCUUCCAAUUAUACGAAGAUGGUACAUUUCUCAGUGUCUGGCUACUCAGAAUCUGCUCUGCCACCAUGUUCGCCAUUACCUUUAUCAUCAGCAUCUUGACCUUCCAGGGCUGGGCCGGUCUGGGUCCUGACAACACUGUCGGCCUCUUCGUCGUGCUUUACAUCUUUAGCGCCAUAUUCCUCGCCGUCUAUAUUGUCAUGCAAAUCCUGCUCGUUGUAGGAACACUCCAAGACAGAUGGCCGCUAGGUCACAUUGCCUUUGGCAUCUUCUUCUUUGUUGUCGGCCAGGUCCUGAUUUACGCAUUCGGCAAGUCUGUCUGCGAGGGCAUCGCCCACUACAUGGACGGUCUCGUCUUUGCCACCGUCUGCAACCUCCUUGCGGUUAUGAUGAUCUACAAGGAAGAUCUCGAGUUCUCAGUUGGCGCCAGAGUCAACAACUGGGAUCUCAAGGCCCAACUUCUCAACGAAGAGGAGAAGAGAGCAAGCAUGAUGUAUGUGGACACCGAGUACGACAGCAGUCUGUAUCACCAAGCCCCUCGUCAACAGUCCAUAUACGGAAGCUCCAACGGCAACUAA